UAUUAUUAGGCUAUUAUAAAUUAAAAAACAAAUAGUAAAAUGUACACACCUUGUCAAUCAUCCUGACGAACUUGUCAUUGAGUCCAACCAUGUCGUCCUUCUCCCUGGAUUUGCCCGACGAGUUGAUCCCGUUUUGGGUCGGGUUGCUUUUGAGCGGUCCCGUGCUGCCCGGGGAGAUGGACUGGCUGCUCGGUUUAGACAUGUUGCAGUUUGUAACGGCGAGGGGAAACCCAGGAACUGAACAGAUGAGCGGCGAAGGUACCUACAGCCCUGCAAAUCACCUGCUUUUAAGGUGGACAAGGACCAUCCGUCACCUCCCCCAAAACUCUGCAUGCGUCCAAUCAAGAGAGGACAAGUAUAAAAUUCCAGGGAAAAAUACAAAAAUAUCUACAUGAAAUACUUGAAUUUUGAGUCUGAACCAGUUUGUCCAGGAGUGAUGGGCACCAGAAGCCAAUGGCACCGCUGGGGGCGGAUUCAUGCGUAAAAAUAACCCAGGUAUAAAACCUACCUGUAUCCAUUACAUCUAUCAGUGACUCUCUAGCCUAAAACGCUCUCUGUCGCUGUCAACUCUCUCUCUCUCUCAUUCAAUCAUGCCUUCGAACAGCGUGUAUGGCGGAGCAGGGGGAAGGGGUUCUAGGGUGUCCGUGGCGAGCCUGGAGGGGCUGCGUAACGUGCUGCGCAACGAGACGGAAAGAGACGCCGCUCCAGCGACACCUGCGGCUGCCGCUCCCGCUCCCGCUCCGGCCGCGCCUGCCGCCACCCCCGCGGACGACAAGCAGACACUUCGGGGUCUGAACGGCCGGCUGUCCGGCUACUUGGACCAGGUGAAACAGCUGGAGAAGGAAAACGGAGAUCUGGAGAAACAGAUUGAUGACAUUUUGGCCAAGAGGAAAACACCCGAGGUGCGCGACUGGGAUGAGGUGGGAAAACCCCUGGAUAACCUCAAGCAGAAGAUCAAAGACAUCACCAAGGACAACGCCAAGCUGCUGCUCAUGAUUGACAACACCAAACUGGCUAAUGACGACUUUAAGAAAAAGCUGGACGAUGAGAAAAAGGCACAGAAGGAAUUGGAAAAAGACCUGAAGGAUCUGAAGAAGACCGCUGAGGAGUCCAAGCUGAACCGCAUGGAGACACAGAAAGAGAUCGAGCUGGUGAAGGAGGAGCUCGCUCUCAUCGAGCAGGAACACAAAGAGGAGGUGGAUGUCCUGCUUGAGAAGAUCAAGAACUCCGAGGUGACCGUGGAGAUCGAGUCAAAGAACUCUAACCUGGCUGAGAUCGUUGACAAGAUCCGCUCCCAGUACGACAACCUCGCCAAGAAGAACCUGAAGGACACCGAGGACUGGUACCAGAACAAGUUUGAAAACAUCAAGGUGGUGGAGGCCCAAAACAACGAAGUCCUGAACUCUGGAAAGUCUGAGCUCAAGGAACUGCAAAAACAGGCCCAAUCUCUGGAUGUUAAGGGCCAGGGUUUGAACAGCAAGAUCCGCAGUCUGGAGGAGGCCCUGAGGAGCACCAAAGUGGAGAACAAUCAGCGUCUGUCCCCCCUCAACCAGCGGAUCCUGAACCUGCAGGUGCAGCUGAAGGAGGUGAGGGACCAGGUGGAGCGCCACGUGGAGAACAACAAGGACCUGAUGUGCGUGAAGAUGAAGCUGGAGGCGGAAAUCAAUAACUACCAGCAACUGAUGCAAGACAUGACCGCCGAUAACGAAAGCCCGGAGUUUUCUAUAGAAGAUGCACUGGACAGCGACCAGCAAAAGCCUGAGGACAAGGUGCCCAAGAAGCAGUAAGAAGUGAAAGAAGAAGCCCAAGAGCAAAAAUUAGAAGGGUUCAUCAUCUUCCUCGUCUUCUCCUUCCUCCUCCUCUUCCGAGUAGGAAGAUGAAAAGCCCAAGAAAGAGGGUGAAGUGGCCAAAUGCCUCUUCUUAAAUUGUUUUUUUUUCUGUCACUCAGCCAAGUAUCAUGUCAAACUGUUCCCUACUGUUUCUACCAAACCUGUUGAGUUACUAAGCAAAUAAAUGUUUGAUUUUGAAAGAA
Messenger RNA from Perca flavescens (yellow perch), 2032 nucleotides. Its product is annotated as keratin, type I cytoskeletal 18. The transcript is spliced from 8 exons. Lineage: Eukaryota; Metazoa; Chordata; Actinopteri; Perciformes; Percidae. Gene Ontology annotation, molecular function: structural molecule activity. The record is from RefSeq and is a predicted model, not a curated record. Gene Ontology annotation, cellular component: cytoskeleton. The coding region runs from base 591 to 1787 and encodes 398 amino acids.